This is a messenger RNA of Phaeoacremonium minimum UCRPA7, 3156 nucleotides long. Its product is annotated as putative morphogenesis protein. The transcript has 6 exons. Bases 1 to 3156 code for a protein of 1051 amino acids. The record is from RefSeq and is a predicted model, not a curated record. NCBI's taxonomy places the organism in Eukaryota, Fungi, Ascomycota, Sordariomycetes, Togniniales, Togniniaceae.
AUGCCCAGCAUCUUCUCCCGCCUCAAGGGCAAGGACGGCCCGACCAAAAUCAAGUCCAAGAAGAACGCCCACCUCGACAACCUCACCAGCCAGCUGCCCCCGAAACCGCGAUGGGAAGAUGCCUGGACAAGGGCGACUGUCGAGCCUGAGGAGAUUCACGAAUUGAUCAAGCGUUGCACAGAGGAGCUCAAGGCUCGAGCCCUCGACCUACCAUUCCUCCUACUACCUUUCCGACCAACCUCCGAUCCCAGUGCAGUGCGCACCUUCGUGCGACACUUCUUCGACAACAAUGGAAGCUUGCGAGGCGAGCCUCUGGCCCAAGAGCUGCGGAUGACCGAACCAAUGGUUAUCUCGGGAGUGAUCAAAUGGUGCUGGAGCAGAUUGCAGGGCGGCAUUGUUGGCUGGGACGCCUACGAGCUGUUCAAAGUGGGCGAGCAAGAUUCUAACAUGGCACGCGAUUCGUUCAAAACGUUUAUUCCGCUGAGCGUGGAGAACGGGGCGCGCUCGAGCAUUAUCUUUGACUUUUUCGACCUCCUGUCCGCACUCGCUGCACACGGAAAGACGAACGGUUUCGGAGGGCGCAAGCUGUCCCGGAUGGCGGCAUGGUGGACUUUUGAGCACAAGGACACGGGCAGCGGCUUCGACGGCGGCUAUAGGGCCUGGCUAAGCGCCGCCGAUGCCACUAGUCACUUGUUCUUCGCCUACCUGCGCUCGCUAGCGCCACAGCCGAGCCGCGGUGGCAUUUCGAUGCUGCCCAUGUCUCUGCAGAAGCUCCUCCAGGAGACCGAGUACCCGCCUCAGACGCCCUCGCUGCUGAUGUCAUCAACGAACAGGGUCCAGAUGAUCGUCGACACUGUCUCGCCCACACCGUUUGCCCUGCUACGGAGAGCCAAUCACUUUCAGUAUCGCGACGAGGACAGAGCUCUCAGGGAGUACUCCGAGUACGAAGAUCCAGUCCAGGCCCUGACGGAGGAGUGCCGUAGAGUUCUUAAGGCGAUUUCCGCGGCGAACCAGACUCAGGCUGUCUCGAGCUCCAAGCACUCUACUAGCUUACGUGAUGCAUCAUGGUCACGAUUCGAGGACAUUGGCUUUACCGGUACCUUGGACGAGGAGGAUGAAGACGAGGCGGCCAGUCAACCUGCUCCCCGGAGGCCGGGUCUGAGAACAACCCCGGCAUCAGGUGCAAAUCUGGGCAGACCGACCACGCCGUCGUGGGCAGACUUCUUAUCAUCUGGAUUUGUCGAUGACGCACCAAACAGCCCCUCCAAUCUUCUCCUGCCCCCUGACAAGAUCCUCCCGCCAAUUGAUUCCACAGUACGACAACGCAGCUCUCAGUCUCACCGACCUAGGCUCGAGACUGAGCGUCACCUCGAGCCAGGCGAGCUUGCCAGCAUUAUCAAUUUCGAUCUAGAUGACUCUUUCUGGUGGGUAUGGAUGGCAAGUUUGGCUCCGGAAGAGACAGCCGAGAGGAAAGCUGCUUUCGGCCGGUGCGCGGUCAUCGAGACCGUCAUUCGAACCGGCCGCUGGAUCGUGAUGGAGGAAAUGGUCAAGGGAGCGGCACCGGAGCCUGCCGCAGGCGCUUACAUUGCUGAGAAGAAGGGCUUCUUCAGCUGGACCCGACGGAACAAAGGCAUCUCUCGCAGCAAGUCAACCGGGCAACACGCCCUGAACAAGGGCGAUAACGGCAAGCUGAAAACCAGCGCCACCAUGGGUUUUAGCAAGACCAGCAUUGGUCCGGACCAACAGGCUAAGAUUCAGGCAGCGGCAGCCCAACUGCAGGCCAAGCAGGAGCGCGAAAGGCAGGCAGCAGCAGCGCAGCAGGCACAGUCCACCCGGCGCGGUCGCAAUGAUACGGAUCUCAUGCACGAGAAGACUAAUAGCGUGAUGACUCUUCAGCCAGUCAUCAUGAGCGAGGCUUCGCCGGCGAUGAAGUGGGCGAACAAGUAUGACAAGGAGGCUAUCCGAGAAGCGUAUCUUGCAAACACGAACGCUGGCCGUGGCAUUGCACAGUCAACGAUGGUGACAAACGGUACUCAUACGCCGGCUACGAAUGGCUAUGAGUUGAGACCAGAGCCUCCUUCCAAAGCCCCAUCAUUACAGCCUCAGCCAUCGCCAUCAAUUCUGCCUACAUCUCCGUCCCGUCAAGAGCUGGAGGUGGAGCAUCCCGCCUUGGCAGAGAAGGCUGUGGAAGCACCAGCGGACUUGCACCCAGCAGUCGUCCCGGUACGCAGCCAAUCACCGCUACCGCCGCUGCCUCAGGAGGAGCCUGAUAGUCCUGAGCUCGCCCGCGAGACCAUGGUCUCUCCUGAACCCGUCAAUCUCAGCCCAAACAGCAAGAAACAGCAGAAGAAACUCCACAAGGAUAUCAAGGACAAGGAGAAGACUAGUGGUUUCAGAAAGCUAUUUGGCCGUAACAAGCGGGCCUCCAAGCUUCCCGAGAACGCCGCUUCCGAUAUCAACGGCAUGCUAGCUCAACAGCCGCCACCGGCUCCUACACCGGAGCCGACUCAAGUCGCACCUCCUUCUCCUCUUCAGAAGCCUGCGAUGCCGAGACAAGAGACCGAGUACGCAACUCCAAUGGAGACAAUGGAGGAUGCUGGCGAACGCACACCGAUUGCUCAGACUCCGGGCAGCUUCCACACGCAGGAUCAGCCGUCGUUCCAGCCGUCAUACGCUCCGUCCGUUAACGAUUCGAUCUCCCGCGUGGACACCGCAGACGCGGCGGAGGCCCAUCACGAGUUCUCACGCUUCGACCAGGGCCCGCUGGCUGAUCAGCCCGCCUUCUCACCUGCCGAUGAUUCAGACAAUGAGACUGACGACGCGAUCCCGCCUCCGAUUGCUAGACGCAAGGCGCCGUCGCCUUCGCCUUCCCCUGAGCCUGAGGUCACACCGACGGAGGAGAAGCCGAACCCGGUCCCGGUACAGGACCGCUGGGCACAGAUCAGGAAGAAUGCCGCUGAGCGUGCCGCGCAGCGCCAGAGCGAGGAGCAUAGCCGUGGCGGCCAGAGCAAGACUACCGAUGAUGGUGAUGAUACAAGCGGAGAAGAGACUAUCGAAUCCCGCGUCGCUCGCAUCAAGGCUCGUGUUGCUGAACUCACAGGAAACAUGGAAGGCACCAGCAGCCCCGGGAACCGAACACCACCCGUUCGUCGUUGA